CUCAUUCUCGUUCUCCUACGCACGCGCCAUUCAUACUACCUCGUGUUCCUGUGGCAAUCGAUGACUACGUCCCUGCUGGUCGGUGCGGGCGCGCUUGGAAGCGUCUAUGCCUGGCGUCUGGAUGUUACAGUCGUGUGUAGGUCCAAUUACGAGGACGUCAAGAGGGAUGGAUUCUGUAUAAACUCUCAGAUAUUUGGCAAUAGCGUCUAUCACCCCCACAGGGUUGUGCGCACUGUCAAUGAGGCUGUCGCUGACGGACAGGUCUACGAUUUUGUGAUUGUGUGCACCAAGGCGCUGCCGAAUCGGGGCGAUACAUCGCAUAUCAUUGCCCCGGCAGUUCAGGACCCACAUACAGCCGUUAUGCUGAUCCAGAAUGGCAUCGGUAUUGAGGACCCGUAUGCUGUGCGGUAUCCAAACAACCCCAUUAUCAGUACUAUCUCGUAUAUUGAUGCCAAUCAGCCAAGCAGCGGUACCGUCAGACAUGGGACCCUCACGCUUCUGGACAUGGGCUUGUUCAACCCGACGGCUGCCAACUACGACGUCAAGUCGGUCCAAUCUCGUGUCAAGGAAAUCUGCCAGGCGUGGACCACCAGUGGCGUGGAAACCAGAAUAUCCGACAACAUCCAGGUAUCGCGCUGGUCCAAGCUUGUUUGGAAUGCCUCGUUCAACACUGUCUCGGUGGUCUCUGGUGGCAACGACACCAGGCAGAUGCUGGGUAGUCCGGAGUGCACAGAGCUGAUCCGCAAGAUGAUGGUUGAGGUGUUCAAGGCAGGGAAGGCAGUGACUGGAAGUGAGCUGACCUCGCUUAAUAACCAGACAACGCCCGAGGGUGUCAUUGAAGUCACAGAUAGGCUCCCAACAUCAACUAUUCCGUCGAUGUUGAUGGACUUCCGCGCCAAAAGACCACUUGAGUAUGCGGUUAUUCUGCGCAAUCCGAUAGAGCUGGCAAAAAAGCAUGGCGUCGAGGUGCCUCAUCUCGAGACUGUCUACGCGCUGCUGCCCAUGAUUGAGAAAGGUUAUCUGAAGUGAUCUCUAAUCGUGUGCAAUAAAUGAUGGUGCCUAUAUAGCAG
This is a messenger RNA of Linderina pennispora, 1070 nucleotides long. Its product is annotated as 6-phosphogluconate dehydrogenase C-terminal domain-like protein. The record is from RefSeq and is a predicted model, not a curated record. Gene Ontology annotation, biological process: pantothenate biosynthetic process. Bases 61 to 1029 code for a protein of 322 amino acids. Lineage: Eukaryota; Fungi; Kickxellomycota; Kickxellomycetes; Kickxellales; Kickxellaceae. Gene Ontology annotation, molecular function: 2-dehydropantoate 2-reductase activity. The transcript has 3 exons. Gene Ontology annotation, cellular component: cytoplasm.